AAAAAAUUAAUAAUAAUUUGUGUUUAAUAAUUUAAUUUUAAUAUGGAAUUAAAUCAUGUGAUAACGGAUAAUGGCGGUGAUCCUAACCAAUUUCAGAAACAACCUGUGGAAACAGUAACCAGUCCACAACCCCACACAAAAGAAAGAUCCAAACCGAACUUAUUAUACGCAAUAAAUGAUAAUCCACCAUGGUAUCUCAGCAUAUUUCUAGCACUACAGCACUAUUUAACAAUGAUUGGAGCCAUUGUUUCAAUACCUUUCAUAUUAACACCAGCGCUGUGCAUGUCCGAUGAGGAUCCAAAUCGUGGUGUUAUUAUCUCCACAAUGAUAUUCGUUACCGGUAUAGUUACAUAUAUACAAGCAACAUGGGGUGUACGUCUGCCUAUAGUGCAAGGUGGCACUAUUUCAUUUUUGGUGCCAACAUUAGCUAUACUGGCAUUACCGCAAUGGAAAUGCCCACCAGAUGAUGAAUUUAAUGCAAUGGAUGAGGGUGAACGUAAUGAACUUUGGCAAAUACGUAUGCGCGAAUUAUCGGGUGCUAUAGCUGUAUCAGCUAUGGUGCAAGUUAUAUUGGGUUAUACGGGUCUUGUUGGAAAAAUUCUACGCUUUGUUACACCGUUAACAAUUGUACCAACAGUUUCUUUAGUAGGAUUAACAUUAUUCGAACAUGCAGCUGAAACGGCGUCCAAGCAUUGGGGAAUUGCUGUGGGUACAACAGCUAUGUUGACUUUAUUUUCGCAAGUAAUGGCAAAUGUUACAGUACCGUUUCCGGUUUAUAGAAAGGGACAUGGUAUUGAAAUACGAAAAUUCUUACUCUUCCGCCUAUUUCCGGUGUUGUUAACAAUUGGUAUUAUGUGGGGACUUUGUGGCAUUUUAACGCUUACAAAUGUCUUUGAAGAGGGGCACCCCUCACGUACUGAUGUUCGUUUAAAAGUAUUAACGAACGCAAAAUGGUUUUAUGUACCUUAUCCCGGUCAAUUUGGUUUACCUUCAGUUACUCUAUCUGGUGUUUUGGGUAUGUUAGCUGGCGUUUUAGCAUGUACAGUUGAAUCUAUCAGUUAUUAUCCAACCGUGUCACAAAUGGCGGGUGCCCAAUCACCACCAUUGCAUGCUAUAAACCGUGGAAUUGGUACAGAAGGUUUGGGUACUGUGUUAGCAGGUCUUUGGGGCGCUGGUAAUGGUACUAAUACUUUCGGCGAGAACGUUGGAGCAAUAGGUGUAACUAAGGUUGGCUCACGUCGUGUUAUACAAUGGGCUGCCCUCAUUAUGUUACUGCAAGGUGUUAUAGGAAAGCUCGGUGCUAUAUUCAUUAUGAUACCGGACUCUGUUGUGGGUGGCAUAUUUUGCGUUAUGUUUGGUAUGAUUGUGGCUUUUGGAUUGUCGACAUUACAAUAUGUUGAUUUGCGUUCAGCGCGUAAUUUAUACAUUUUGGGUUUAUCUAUGUUUUUCCCCAUGGUGUUGUGCAGGUGGAUGCAACAGCAUCCUGGUGCUAUAAAAACUGGAAAUGACACUUUGGAUUCAACUUUAUCUGUAUUGUUAGGUACAACUAUAUUAGUUGGUGGCUUAUUAGGUUGUUUUCUCGAUAAUAUUAUACCAGGUACUGCCGAAGAAAGGGGUCUUAUUGAGUGGGCGAAUGAAAUGCCUUUGGGUGAUGAUAAUAUUAAUGAUGGUACUGCUACCGAUUUUGAUUUUCCAGCGGGUAUGGAAACUCUGAGAAAUUGGAAAUGGACUUACUAUGUACCAUUUCUACCUACAUAUAAGUUGCAGAAACAAAGUUAGCUUUAGAAAUACUUUUCCUAAAUGAUGU
This is a messenger RNA of Teleopsis dalmanni, 1807 nucleotides long. RefSeq names its product solute carrier family 23 member 1-like. Gene Ontology annotation, molecular function: transmembrane transporter activity. Gene Ontology annotation, biological process: transmembrane transport. Bases 43 to 1779 code for a protein of 578 amino acids. The record is from RefSeq and is a predicted model, not a curated record. Gene Ontology annotation, cellular component: membrane. The transcript has 8 exons. NCBI's taxonomy places the organism in Eukaryota, Metazoa, Arthropoda, Insecta, Diptera, Diopsidae.